Molecule: messenger RNA, 1774 nt
Organism: Magnolia sinica
Lineage: Eukaryota; Viridiplantae; Streptophyta; Magnoliopsida; Magnoliales; Magnoliaceae
Exons: 11
Coding region: 168-1415 (415 amino acids)
Biological process (GO): RNA methylation
Molecular function (GO): methyltransferase activity
Source: RefSeq, a predicted model, not a curated record
CCACGGUCAGGACCCGAUCUGACUGAAUCCGCUCCCCACUCGACGAGCCUGGUACGUGCGGCCGGCGAGAAUACUCGCGCGCAUUCACGCAUGUGCUUAUUUCACCACAGACGCGGAGACCAACUGCCUCCGACUCUCAUCCGCCGUGGCCAGAGGUGUUUCUAUGCAUGGGUUCAAUCGAGAAUGGUUCCUCUUUACUCAACCAAACGGAAGCACAUCCUAGUUUGCCAUUGCCAGAUGCUUUUCUUGAUUUCCUCAAGGAGAAUGGGGUGGACCCUUCAAUUUAUUCUGCCAGCGACUCCAUUCCACGCUAUAUAAGGCUAAAACCUGGUGGUGAAUCCCAGCUGCUGGAGCUUGAAGCUGAGAUCAAAUGUAAGCCUGAGAAGGUUGUUUGGUUACCAGGGUUCUUCUCCAUCCCUCCCCAUAUUCAGAUAGCUAGCUCAGAUGUGUACCGGCAAGGAAAGAUCUAUGGAAUGGAUGCUGCAUCUGGAGCUGCUGUUUUGGCCUUGAAUGUCACCCCGGGAGAUAAUGUCCUUGAUCUUUGUGCUGCUCCAGGUGCCAAGUUGUGUAUGCUUUCGGACCUUCUUGGUAGCUCAGGCUCCCUAACCGGCGUUGAUGUUGCACGACAUCGUUUGGCAGCUUGUCGAACAAUGUUGCAGAAAUAUGCACUGGGAGACCGUUGCCGACUCUUUGUUGCAGAUGGAACUUCAUUUUCCCUCUUACCUUUGAGAGCUCACCUGGAUUUAAAAUCAAACCAUGAAUAUGGAAAGAAAUGCUCAGGUGCACCUGUAUGCAAUGAGUCAAAGGAUGUGUUUAAGGAAUGGACUCCCAAGAGACCAUGGAAAGAAAGAAAGAAAGCAAAUAAAGCUAGGAACAGUACUGACUCACAUUUAUUCCCAGUGGCCACAGAACCGGAAUUGAUAUUUUAUGGCAGACAUUCUGGAGUCAUUGGAAUCAGUAAAAGUGAAUUAUAUCAGACGGGAGGUCUCAGCAAGGCUUCUGAUUCUGGCUAUGACAAGGUCCUUGUGGAUGCAGAAUGCACUCAUGAUGGGUCAUUUAGACACAUUCAGAAAUUUGAGCAUUGGGGCUGGAAAACUCUUCAACGUCGAGUCUUGGAUGCACAAAGGACGGACACCUUGACACACCUCCAGGCAAAGCUUCUGACUAAUGGUUUCAGAUUGCUAACAGCAGGGGGUUCACUUGUCUACAGCACUUGCAGUUUAACUGUUGCCCAAAAUGAGGAUGUAGUUGAGCAGUUUCUAGCUACAAACCCUUCUGCAGAGCUAAGAGAGAUUGAUGUGGCGAAAAACUGGCCUUGUCGAAGCGGACAGAUUCCAAAGACCUUGCGAUUUGAUCCUUUGACAUCCCAAACCAGUGGACUCUUUAUUGCAAAGUUCGUGAAACUGGCGAGUUAGGCAAGGUGGGAUUCUUCCAAGCCGUGCAUAGCUGGCUGGACCUUAUCAUUGGCGAUUUGGACCUCAAAUCAAUGCGCUGAAUUCAAUCCAAGAGAAGCUUAGUACACUAACAAGGAACCAUGCAAUUUGCAGGUCCACAACACAUGCAAAUGUUGAAAUUGCGCAAGAUCCAAGUCGUACAACAUGAGGACCCCACCCCUAACAUUCACCAGCCAAAAAAUCAAGCAGGGAGGGACAUCAUGUGGACACUUUCAAGUUGAUGUAUGUACCUGUAUAAUUACAGUACCAUAUUUUGAGUACAUCAAAUUACCAAAACAUUACCUGCACAAAAAAAAUAAAAUAAUAAUAAUAAUAAUAAU